This is a messenger RNA of Mastomys coucha (southern multimammate mouse), 1136 nucleotides long. RefSeq names its product C-C motif chemokine ligand 24 (gene Ccl24). The transcript is spliced from 4 exons. Gene Ontology annotation, molecular function: CCR chemokine receptor binding; chemokine activity. Gene Ontology annotation, biological process: positive regulation of ERK1 and ERK2 cascade; neutrophil chemotaxis; inflammatory response. The record is from RefSeq and is a predicted model, not a curated record. Gene Ontology annotation, cellular component: extracellular region. Bases 316 to 672 code for a protein of 118 amino acids. NCBI's taxonomy places the organism in Eukaryota, Metazoa, Chordata, Mammalia, Rodentia, Muridae.
UUCCUGGAUUGGGCUUGGGGUAUGUGGGGUAGAAGAGCUGGGUGCUCACCCUGCACCCAGCUCUCACUCCAUGCAGCCAUUUCCAUCUAAGUCUGUUUAUUGAGGGUCAGCCAACCUCCUGCAGGUCUUUUGCAAACUCUUGGGUUUGUUUAUACACCCUCCGGAGGAGGCCCCACUUCUCCUGCACCUCUGGAUCUGAGUAAGUCAAGGAGAAGACCACUCUGAACUUGGUGUUUAAGCUAUCACAGGAUCACUUCCAGGCUCUCUUUCCUGCACCCCAGCUUUGAACUCUGAGCUGUGCCUGACCUCUAGAACAUGGCAGGCUCUACCAUGAUCGUUGCCGGCCUUCUUCUGGUAGCCUGCGCGUGCUGCAUCUUCCCCACAGACUCUGUGACCGUCCCCUCAUCUUGCUGCAUGUCUUUUAUUUCCAAGAAAAUUCCAGAAAACCGAGUGGUUAGCUACCAGUUGGCCAACGGCAGCAUCUGUCCCAAGGCAGGGGUCAUCUUCAUCACCAAGAAGGGCCAUAAGACCUGUACUGACCCCAAGCUGCCAUGGGUUCAGAGGUACAUACGAAACCUGGAUGCCAAGAAAAACCAGCCCUCUGAAGGUGCUAAAGCAGUGGGUACCAAGUUUGCCGUCCAGAGACGCCGUGGCAACAGCACCAAAGUUUAGUCGCCUCCCCUCUGUCCCCGAACUUGGACAUAGGUAUUGAUGUUUUACCAGGGUGCUUUGGGCUUGACAGACCAGCUGGGAUGAGGCCUGAGUUCAUUUCCCUGUUCUCAGCAUCUCUUUGAGGGAAUGUGUUUAUUCGGUGAGAAUUCGAGGGAGCUCCAAGCAUGCCAGAGUUCUGGUGUUUCCUGGGCUUAGAGAGAAGGUUCUAGAAGAAUGACAUCAGUGAUCCUGUGUUCUCCUCUUGUGUGGCUCAAAGGCUUCCCCAGAGGCCAGGCGCGUAAGAUCCAUGUCCCUGCAGGUGGCAGCUGGCUUUCAUGGGGUUCUUGUCUUAGGGAGGGCCUGAGGGCUGUCUGUCCACCUCUGGGUGAAGAUCUGUCCACAGUAGUAACUCCCAAGCAUGUUGAUGGGUAUUCCAGGCUUGUCCCACCUCCAUUACUUGGAACAAAUAAAAAAGUUGGCAGAAA